CCCACCCCGCCAUUCUCCCCUCUCCCACACUCCCUUCUUUUUCUCUCAAACACGGCCACCGCGAAACUUAACCGUGAAUCGUUUCUCCGCCAGCCCCCUCGCCGGUAUCUAUUCUCCGAGGGGAGUAAACCCUAGAACCAUAGUACUUGAUAACAGUAGAAUAAUUAAAAAAACACACACACACACACACACACAGUGAUGGCGUCGCCAUACGGAAUUCAACUCGCAGUCCAUAUAAUUUCGGCCUUCUACGGUGACCUAUGCUCGAAAGUAUGCGAGUGUUUAAUCCGGAGAGGAACACAAUCCCUAGCUCAAAUAAUCCGAUUCACGGAUCUCAAUCGAGAAAAUGCCAUCAAUUGCUUACGCGUUUUAAUACACCAAAACUGCGUCCAAGCAUUCACCAUCCAGCAAGACGCUGUUUUCGGCGAGCCACCAAGGAUGGUAACCCAAUACAUGGCUCUAUUUGAUAACGUAAUACACAAGUUGAGGGCUCCUAAAUUUUACGAAAUUGUAUCAGAGGAACUUGGCAAAGAUUGUCUAGUAAUAUUUCAGGGGUUAGUUCAACACGGCAGGCUUUCGGUUAAUGAUAUGAUUGCUGGUUAUGCAGAUAUAGAAGGUAGUUCUGAAAAUGUUGGGCGAGAAAGCUUCACUAAACUUGUGAAUGCCCGAUUUGUUGAACACUGUCCAGCUCCUGACCCACAUCUAGAACCACCUGUUGUUGAUGAAAAGGGAAAGAAGAAAAAGACACAGGUAGAAGAACCACCACUAGAUCAACGUGUUUUGGCAGCAGCUGCUCCAAUGGAGUCGAUGAGAUUCUUUCUCGAAAUGGACGAUCACUCUGAAGAGAAGGGUAAUGAAACUACUACUAGCGUGAGAAGCGGGCAGAAGCGGAAGCAAGAUGAAGGCGAAUUGGAUGCUGAUAAAAAGAAGGAAGUUCUUUGGCGUGUCAACGUGGAAGAAUUUUUGCGCCGCCUGCGGCAUAAGGCUUGUAUCGCACAUGUCAAAUCGAAGAUUAACGAAGAAGCUGCCAUUGUGCUGAGUGCAAUGUUGGAGUUAAGUAAACAAUCAGAGAGUGGACUGAAAGCUGAAAAAUCUGAAUAUCUUUCCAUAAAUGCUAUAUACGAUGAGGUGAUAAAAAAAGAGGGUGGUCUUGGCAUGGACUUUGAACGUGUCAGAUCUUUGCUCGACCAGCUUGGUUGUGAAACACUCUCCACAGGAAUGGAUGAAAGUUACUGCAUCGAUAUAAAGGAAAUCAUUGAAUUAUCUCAAAAUGAAGAAGUGGAGUCUUUGGUAAUGAGAAGAUAUGGGCCGGAGGCCUACAGGAUAUACAGGUUACUUUCCAAAGCUGGUCGUCUUAUGGAAACUGAAAAGAUUUCAGACAGUACAUUCGUUGAAAAGAAAGCUACAAUCGCGAUUCUGUACAAGCUUUGGAAAGAUGACUUCUUGCAAAUGGAGCAUGUGAAGACGAGUACAGCAAAACAGUCGGACUUUCGGCUAUGGACAAUAAACAAAGAGCAGCUUCAGAAACAAGUUUUAAAUGAAAUGUACCACGCCGCUCUAAAUUUGAAACUCAGAAUCGCACAUGAGAAAGAUCAAGCGAAAGAGGUUAUUAAAUUGCCUAAAGACAAGCUCGUUGGGGAAUCGAAUACUAAAUAUGUUCGUUGGGCCAAUGUCACGAGGAUUUUGGAAUCUUGCUUGAUGGAUUUAGACGAUGCAAUCAUGUUAUUUCAUCAUUUCUAAAUACUAUAAUUAUUAUUAUUAUUAUUAUCCCAUUUUUGAGAUUACUUUUCUAUUUUGUUCAUUGCACAAGUUUUGACUUAAGUAGAAGUUCUCGACUAAACAAUAGCUCGUGUUUUAAUGCAGCAUU
This is a messenger RNA of Erythranthe guttata (spotted monkey flower), 1867 nucleotides long. RefSeq lists its product as uncharacterized. Gene Ontology annotation, cellular component: RNA polymerase III complex. Gene Ontology annotation, biological process: DNA-templated transcription. The record is from RefSeq and is a predicted model, not a curated record. Lineage: Eukaryota; Viridiplantae; Streptophyta; Magnoliopsida; Lamiales; Phrymaceae. Gene Ontology annotation, molecular function: single-stranded DNA binding.